UUUUACAAUAUACAUGAUAAAAGUUUGUUUUUAUAUCUAACACGUGUAAUUAUUUGUUGUGUUUCGGCAAUACACAUUAUUUAAAUUUACGCGAAUAAAUAUUAAUUGUUAUUAAGUUAUCACGGGAAUAGAAUCGAGCGGAAUGGGCAAUAAACGACACGGUUGUUCUAACGCAUAUUUUGCAAAAAAAAGAAGAGAAAAACAAGGAACAGAUUCUUCAGUUACACCUAAAGAAGACACUCGUAGUCCUUAUGUGACCACUAUAAGGCAUAACGAAAAAUUCCUUCAACAUUACAAAAUGCAAGGUAUCUGCCAUGAAAACGAAUGGGACCAAUUUGUUGAUGUGUUGAAAAGCGAUUUACCGACUUCGUUUCGCAUAACAGGCAGUUGUGAAGCAGAAGCCAAAGCGCUGUUGGAGUUGGUAGAAGGUGUUUUCUUUACCGAUUUACUGAAACACGAUCAAGCUGAACAAAAAAACUGUAGUAAACCCUUUUGUCUACCAUGGUACCCUGAACGAUUGGGUUGGCAGUUAAAAAUCACUCGCAAAGAUAUCCGCGGGUCAGAAGCGUACUAUCGUUUGCACAAUUUUUUAAUAUCCGAAACCGAAAAUGGUAAUAUUUCCAGACAAGAAACAGUCAGCAUGAUCCCUCCUUUGUUGUUGAAUAUCAAGCCCAGCGAUAAGGUACUGGAUAUGUGUGCUGCGCCAGGUUCAAAAACCGCUCAACUCAUUGAAGCCCUUUAUUCGGGAUCUACUACUUCGGUCCCUGACGGUUUAGUUAUCGCUAACGAUGUUCACAACUCGCGUUGCUACAUGUUGGUACAUCAGGCCAAACGACUAAAUAGUGCUAAUAUUGUAAUCACCAAUCAUGAUGCUUCGGUUUUGCCAUCAAUGAUUAUGGAUGAAAUUGGUGAGUCUGUUUUGAAAUUUGACAAAAUCCUUUGCGAUGCUCCGUGUUCAGGCGACGGGACGUUACGCAAAAAUCCAGAUAUAUGGACCAAGUGGAGUCCCGGGAACGCAAACAAUUUACACGGAAUUCAAUAUCGCAUUUUGAAGAGAGGUUUAGAACUGUUAAAUGUCGGCGGACGUUUAGUGUAUUCCACAUGUUCCUUUAACCCGGUUGAAAACGAAGCCGUGAUCAACCGUAUGCUGACUGAAGCUUCAGGCAGUGUAAUGCUUCUUGAUGCGCGAGACAACUUGGAGGGGUUGAAGUGUGCAAAAGGACUGGUCAAGUGGAAAGUUGUAUCGAAAGAUUUAGAUGUUUACGAAAAUUUUGAACAAGUACCUGAGAAAUGGUCUACUCAAAUACGACCCCAGAUGUUUCCGCCCAAAGAAGACGUGCACAACUUAACAAAAUGUAUUCGUAUACUUCCUCAUCAUCAAGAUACCGGUGGGUUUUUUGUCGCUGUGUUAGAAAAAAUCAAAUUGCUUCCGUGGGAAACGUCAGUGAAAGAUACCACCAACAAUGACACUGAAAAACUGUUGGAUAAUACAGAAAACAAGGUAGACACUAGGAGGAAACCAAAAAAAAAAAAAUACCACGGUUACAAAGAAGAUCCGUUUGUGUUUUUAGCUGAUAACGAUGAAGUUUGGCCAGCAAUCAGGGAUUUCUACGACCUUAGCGAUUUUCCCAUAAACUGUUUGUUGACUAGAUGUUCUGUAGGUAAAAAAAAAAAUAUUUACUAUACAUCUUCAUCUAUAAGAGGUAUAGUGAACAACAAUCAAGAACGUGUUAAAAUUAUCAACACUGGAGUCAAAACUUUUGUCCGUUGCGAUAACAAAUCGAUGGGAUGCAAUUUCAGGCUUGCUCAAGAGGGAUUGCCUAGUAUUACCGGUUACGUGGGAUCAAAGAGACGUGUAAAGCUGAGUCGUGAUGAAAUUGUUAUAGUACUUAAAAACCCGGUGGUUCCAGUGGCCAAUUUAAAAGAAAAUACCAUAGAAAAAUUAGUCGAUUUUGGAGUGGGGAGUUGCAUAUUGAAUGUGGACGAUGAAGAUAAAUUUCCGCUUGAGUUGGUCGGUUGGAAAGGAUUUUCAACCCUGAAAGCUUAUAUAAAUGGAGAAUGCCGCUUACAUUAUUUGCGAAUACUCGGCGUGGACGUAUCGGAAUUUGAUGUUAACAAAUUCAAGAAAGACGUGGCUGAUGAUGAUAAACCAAAGAUAAGCGAUACCGUUAUCUCAGACAUGCAAGAUAUUGCAAUUGAUCAAAGCUCGAGUGAAACGCCACUAGAAUGACGACAACGACUUGAAACCAGUGUAUGACAAAUGCCCAGAAACGAUGUAUGUUUUCAACAUUCGCGGCUAAGUAAAAAUAAGAAGAAACUAAGAAUAUCACCUAUGAUUGGCGACACCUAUUAGUAUAUUACAAACAUUUAUACAACAAUUUUUAUAAACAUUGUAAAUUAUAUUUAAAAAUAUCGUUAUGUUGUAUAACAGCGCAUACUGUAAUUUCAAUUUUGUAAUACAUUAAACAUACAAAGAUAAA
Molecule: messenger RNA, 2480 nt
Organism: Adelges cooleyi (spruce gall adelgid)
Lineage: Eukaryota; Metazoa; Arthropoda; Insecta; Hemiptera; Adelgidae
Gene: Nsun2
Product: tRNA (cytosine(34)-C(5))-methyltransferase
Exons: 17
Coding region: 143-2230 (695 amino acids)
Biological process (GO): tRNA methylation
Cellular component (GO): nucleus; cytoplasm
Molecular function (GO): tRNA binding; tRNA (cytidine-N5)-methyltransferase activity
Source: RefSeq, a predicted model, not a curated record